This is a messenger RNA of Grus americana (Whooping crane), 2481 nucleotides long. RefSeq names its product integrator complex subunit 14 (gene INTS14). The transcript is spliced from 12 exons. The record is from RefSeq and is a predicted model, not a curated record. Bases 329 to 1885 code for a protein of 518 amino acids. Gene Ontology annotation, cellular component: integrator complex. NCBI's taxonomy places the organism in Eukaryota, Metazoa, Chordata, Aves, Gruiformes, Gruidae. Gene Ontology annotation, biological process: snRNA 3'-end processing.
CUUCUGGGCUGAGUCCCCGCGGGCCUCCCGGGACGCCCUGAGCUGUCCCCGGGGGCUGACUCUCCCCGCUGGGGAGAAGGGUUGGGAGGGAGGGCUGGCUCCCUGCUCGGGGUUCCCCGGCCUCUCCUCGGGCCCCCGGGUGCCCCUGCUGCUUCCUUUCCCCCAUCGAAGCUCAGCCCUGGCCGCACUCGCCGUUUCCAGGCCUUUGCAGCCGGUGUGUUGUUCAGCAGCGGAUCUGUUGACUUGAGCUGCACUAAACCCCACGUUUUGGGGGGUAAAAAGGUGGAUCACUGUUCUCCGCGACGGUAGCAGAGAGGAGCAGCUCAUCAUGCCGACGGUGGUGGUGAUGGACGUGUCGCUCUCCAUGACACGGCCAGUGUCGGUGGAGGGCUCCGAGGAGUACCAGCGGAAACACUUGGCUGUCCACGGCCUGACAAUGCUGUUCGAGCACAUGGCGACCAACUACAAGUUGGAGUUCACAGCCUUGGUGGUGUUUUCAUCACUCUGGGAGCUGAUGGUGCCCUUUACAAGAGAUUACAACACGCUCCAGGAAGCCCUCAGUAACAUGGAUGAUUAUGACAAAACCUGUUUAGAGUCAGCACUGCUGGGGGUUUGCAAUAUUGUCCAGCAGGAAUGGGGUGCAGCAAUUCCUUGCCAGGUUGUUCUUGUCACCGAUGGCUGCCUGGGGAUCGGCAGAGGCUCCCUACGGCACUCACUAGCUACUCACAACCAGCGAAGUGAAAGCAACCGGUUUCCACUGCCUUUCCCGUUCCCGUCCAAGUUGUAUGUCAUGUGCAUGGCAAAUCUCGAAGAGCUUCAAAGCACGGAUUCCUUAGACUGCCUGGAACGGCUCAUAGAUUUAAACAACGGGGAAGGGCAAAUUUUUACCAUCGAUGGGCCCCUUUGCCUGAAGAAUGUACAGUCGAUGUUUGGAAAGCUAAUAGACCUGGCUUAUACACCAUUCCAUGCUGUUCUCAAGUGUGGCCACUUAACAUCUGAUGUGCAAGUAUUUCCCAGACCAGAACCUUUCAUUAUAGAUGAGGAAAUAGACCCCAUCCCUAAAGCAAUUAAUACAGAUCUAGAAAUUGUUGGGUUUGUAGAUAUAGCCGACAUUUCUAGCCCUCCUGUCUUGUCCAGACACUUGGUACUGCCCAUUGCACUUAACAGAGAAGGUGAUGAGGUGGGACCUGGCAUCACAGAUGACACUGAAGAUGAGAAUUCAGCUAAUCAGAUUGCUGGGAAAAUCCCCAACUUCUGUGUUUUAUUACAUGGCAGCCUGAAAGUGGAAGGCAUGGUGGCUGUCGUCCAGUUGGGGCCAGAGUGGUAUGGAAUGCUCUAUUCACAAGCUGAUAGCAAGAAGAAAUCAAACCUCAUGAUGUCGCUCUUUGAACCUGGUCCUGAGCCCCUUCCGUGGCUAGGGAAGAUGGCACAGCUUGGACCUAUUUCAGAUGCGAAAGAAAAUCCUUAUGGAGAGGAUGACAAUAAGAGCCCUUUCCCCUUGCAACCCAAGAACAAGCGCAGUUACGCACAGAAUGUUACCGUAUGGAUUAAACCAAGUGGCCUCCAGACAGAUGUACAGAAGAUCUUGAGAAAUGCAAGGAAACUCCCUGAAAAAACUCAAACCUUCUAUAAAGAACUUAAUCGUUUACGAAAGGCAGCUCUGGCCUUUGGCUUUUUGGACCUCUUGAAAGGCGUGGCAGACAUGCUGGAGCGGGAGUGCACCCUGCUUCCGGACACGGCGCAUCCCGAUGCAGCGUUUCAGCUGACACACGCUGCUCAGCAGCUUAAAGUGGCAAGUACUGGAGCAUCAGAAUAUGCUGCUUAUGAUCAUAACAUUGCUCCACUGCAGACAGACUUUUCCAGUAGCAGCACUGAAAGAAUGUGAAGUCUCUGUUUUGGGAACUUCUAUAGAUUAAGACUCAAAUGGUUCAAAUUUUAUUGUCCUGUUUACUUUCUAGAGCCUGUUUAAUUACUGUUUGGAGACCUUCCUAUCAAAACGGGGACCCUUACCUGCAUCAGUGCUCUCUAAAUAAAUGUAGUUUGUGGUGGCUUUAGUUAGACCGGGAAACUGUGGAAAGCGUCCCAAAGUCAAUUACUGUGAUGGGUGGAAGUUACUCAGGAUGCGUGAGGAGAGAAAGAAAAUGCCAUCGUAGGCAGCAAACUGCUCAUGGCUUUUGGCCUCCCAAAAAUAUGGUUACUACAUAACCAAACUCACUAGUAAAACUAUCCUAAAAGGCAGCUACUAUUACUUUAUACACCGACUUGAUGAGUCCAAAGAAAACAUAUGUAAGAAUCAUUGUGCAAGAUCAGAUACACAGCUAAUUUCAGGGUGUCAUUGCUAAUUUUAUACCUGACUUGUACUGCCAUAAUGAGAGUUAUCACUUGGAUUGCAGUGCUUAUGCUUGGGAAAGUAACUUAAUCUUGUGAAAUGUGGUUUUUAUUUGUGUAAUAUUAAUAAUAAAGAGUAAUUCUUCAUGAAAA